AUGUCUGAUAUCAGCGAGAAACUCAAGAAUCCAAUCCUGACCUUCGCCGUCUAUACGACAUCCAUGGUGUUUCUUAACGACUUGGACUCCACAGAGGAAGAUUACCUGCGGCAAGACAAUCUCGACUUCAUUCUUCGUAUUAUCAGUCUAGCUUCUAAGACAUUGAACAAUCCCGUGACAGGGUCAAUGGCCGUGCAGCUUGCAAUGGAUAUGCGACAGCGCGGUCUUGUUUCUGCGGCAAUCGAAAAGGGAGGCGCCCAUGAGUACUAG
Messenger RNA from Colletotrichum spaethianum, 270 nucleotides. RefSeq lists its product as uncharacterized. The transcript is spliced from 2 exons. The record is from RefSeq and is a predicted model, not a curated record. NCBI's taxonomy places the organism in Eukaryota, Fungi, Ascomycota, Sordariomycetes, Glomerellales, Glomerellaceae. Bases 1 to 270 code for a protein of 89 amino acids.